AGCAGGUCAAAUGGUGUUGAGAUCAAUCUGCAUGAUUUGGCUCAAAACAUUUUGCAUGACUACGUGCAGUUCAGACAUUUUGUUUUGCUUUUUUCACAGUUUUGCUUGAACGUCAGUGUAAAGCCAGUGUUGAUUCCUCUCUUACUCGGAUCAAUAAAGGCCAAAGUUAAGAUCCAAAUGGCUAAUUGAGCCACAUAAGUAUUUUUGCUGCUGUUUCACUGAUGAACUACUGGGCCUUAGCUUUAACCAGCUUAAGCAGUAGCUACUAUUUGCUCAAUCCCUUUCUCCUAACUCUUAAGACUGCAGCCUGCAAGCCCGCACCUGAUACAAACAUCUUUUGAAAGGUCCAGCCUCAAUCAGACGCAAAGAUGUGCGACCAGACGUUUUUGGCCAUCACGUUUGGCCCGUGUGAUAGCUGCAGUCAGAACAAACCUCUGUUGAAUAUAUAUCUGAAGAAUGAGCCCAUCAACUACUGCUCCUUGUGUGUGGAGCUGAUGGCCUGUCAGGGACUAGCGAAGGGUGAAACCAUCCACACGCUGAAAGCGGAGUCUGAGACUUUGAAAGUCAGACUAGAAGAGGAGAGAGCUAAACUACACGACGUCGAGCUGCAUCAAGUGGCAGAGAAGAUAGAGGCUCUGGGUCAAUUUGUCAUGAAGACCAGGAGAACCCUAAAAGGACAUGGAAAUAAAGUGCUGUGCAUGGACUGGUGCCGGGACAAGAGAAGAAUCGUCAGCUCCUCUCAGGAUGGAAAAGUCAUUGUGUGGGAUGCAUAUACAACCAAUAAGGAGCAUGCGGUCACUAUGCCCUGCACCUGGGUCAUGGCUUGUGCUUAUGCCCCUUCCGGCUGUGCUGUAGCUUGUGGUGGUUUGGAUAAUAAAUGCUCCGUCUAUCCUCUUUCUUUGGAUAAAAAUGAGAACUUGGCAGCUAAAAAGAAAUCUGUGGCCAUGCACACCAACUAUAUGUCUUCCUGCAGCUUCACCAACUCUGACAUGCAGAUUCUGACAUCAAGUGGUGAUGGGACAUGUGCAUUAUGGGAUGUUGAGAGUGGGCAGCUGCUGCAGAGUUUCCAUGGUCACUCAGCUGAUGUUCUUUCAUUGAACCUCGCACCCUCUGAAACAGGAAACACCUUUGUAUCAGGGGGCUGUGAUAAGAAGGCUAAUGUGUGGGACAUGCGCUCGGGACAGAAUGUUCAGUCUUUUGAAACGCAUGAGUCCGACAUCAACAGUGUGAAGUAUUACCCUAGUGGAGAUGCUUUUGCAACUGGAUCUGAUGAUGCUACGUGUCGUCUGUAUGACCUGCGAGCUGACCGUGAGGUUGCCAUCUACUCCAAAGAGAGUAUCAUAUUUGGAGCCUCUAGUGUGGACUUUUCCCUCAGUGGCCGAUUGCUGUUUGCAGGACAUAAUGACUACACCAUUAAUGUCUGGGAUGUCCUGAAAGGUACCAGAGUGGCAAUUCUCUUUGGCCAUGAAAAUCGGGUCAGCACCGUCAGAGUGUCCCCUGAUGGGACUGCGUUCUGCUCAGGAUCAUGGGAUAACACUUUGCGGAUCUGGGCUUGAAGAGUUCUUCUACACCAGCGUGAGAAGAUAUUUGUACUUUGGCUUCUCAGUAUCACAGCACACAGUGGGGAUGAUCUAGAGAUCCUGAUUUUUUUAUUAUAUUAGCACAAUUAGAUGUCUCUUUUCCUUGGCUUCUCACCAAAAUAUAUAUAUAUAUAUAUAUAUAUAUAUAAUAAUAAUAUAAAAUACAGUAUUUGAAAAGGAUUGCCGUUCAAGAAUUAGUUUGUAAAAUAUUUUUUUAAAUUAAAAACGUAAAUGUUUUAAUAUAAUUAUCUAUACUUUUGUAGGUAUAUUUUAUGGUAAUGAUUUAAAGAGAAUUGAUUUCAGUAGGCUCACUUGUACAUUUGGUCUAGAUCAAAUACGCAUAUAUCAUAUAUCAAUUCAAGUUUAUUUGUAUAGCGCUUUUCAGGAUACAAAUCGUUAAAAAGCAGCUUUACAGGAAAUGACGUUUCUACAAUAUAUUUAGUAGUAGCUUAUCAGUGGUGACUAUGUCAAGUUGGUGUACAAAUUUACUUUCAUGAAUGAAAUGUUCAUGUUUUGCUUGCACUAGAAUUUCAAAAAAAAAAAAUAUAUAUAUACAUAGAUAAGUGUUUAAAGUGCAUGUUUUUUGUUUUGUUUUGUUUUUUUUGCAUCAAGUGUAAUAUAAUCAACAUUUAAUAAUCACAGUUAGCUGAUUGAUUUGUUUGUCCACAUUAGUAUUGUUAGCAGUUUCCUGAAAAUAUGUUUUCUAUUGUUUGGUGUUUAUAAGUGUUAAAUAUUGCCACUGUAUUCGGGAGAAUUAAAAGUAUUUUCCUGUUUUUGUGUUUGUUUGAGUGUUUAUAACUACUGUGUGAUAAACGAGUUAAAUACUGAAAUGUAAACACACUUAAAAAAAAUUAUAAAUAAAAUAAAUAUUCGUCAAAACAUAAUUGG
This is a messenger RNA of Onychostoma macrolepis, 2468 nucleotides long. It is a transcript of the gene gnb5b, whose product is annotated as guanine nucleotide binding protein (G protein), beta 5b. Gene Ontology annotation, biological process: G protein-coupled dopamine receptor signaling pathway; G protein-coupled receptor signaling pathway. The transcript has 14 exons. Gene Ontology annotation, cellular component: cytoplasm; heterotrimeric G-protein complex. NCBI's taxonomy places the organism in Eukaryota, Metazoa, Chordata, Actinopteri, Cypriniformes, Cyprinidae. The coding region runs from base 369 to 1556 and encodes 395 amino acids. The record is from RefSeq and is a predicted model, not a curated record. Gene Ontology annotation, molecular function: signaling receptor complex adaptor activity; protein binding.